AUGUUCGCCAUAAUAAUUAUAAUAAAUUAAAACUGUUUAAUCUACAAAAAACGAACCUAACAUAAAAAUAAGCGAAUAAUUUAAAAUUCUAGAAAAAAGAUUAAGUUGUAUAAAUUUAGAAAAAGCUUUAGAAAAAUACCAAAAACGAACAUCUUAAACAAACAUCCUAUAUUAAAUACAAAAUAUUUAAAAAAAUUAAUAAUUAAUCUAAAAAAUAAAUUGUAAUUUAUGUAAGACUAAAGAAUUAUUUUAAAGAAAAAAGCAUAAAAUAGUAAAUUCGCGACUCUACUAAAAAUAUGCAUCUUCCCAAAACUAUUAUUAUACAAAAGACAUAAACGAUAUUUUAAUAAGUAAUAGAACAAAUGCAGUUAUAUAUUAAAAAGACAUAAUAUUAUUAGACGAAUAAGAAGAAUAUUUAAAGAGAUUUUAUUUUGUGUAAGAAUACCCAAACAAAUCUAAAUUGCUUACAGAAUAUUAUAAAUUCCAUAAAGAUAUUCCAAGGUUAUUUUUUAUGCCUGAAAUGAAUAUAUUGAACAAAUAUCAUGACAAAAAAAGAAGAUAUGAAUAUUAUAGAAUUGCACAAAUAAUAGAAUAAGAAAACAAACGAAAUCCGAAUAG
Molecule: messenger RNA, 618 nt
Organism: Ichthyophthirius multifiliis
Lineage: Eukaryota; Ciliophora; Oligohymenophorea; Hymenostomatida
Exons: 1
Source: RefSeq, a predicted model, not a curated record